This is a messenger RNA of Habropoda laboriosa, 1319 nucleotides long. RefSeq lists its product as uncharacterized. The record is from RefSeq and is a predicted model, not a curated record. The transcript is spliced from 2 exons. NCBI's taxonomy places the organism in Eukaryota, Metazoa, Arthropoda, Insecta, Hymenoptera, Apidae. The coding region runs from base 99 to 524 and encodes 141 amino acids.
AGGAGUGAAAUUGAACAGUCACUUUGGCUGUUUUCACCGAGAGACAUCAUACGAGAAAAUUGUGUAAUUUGUUGGAGAGUUUUGAAUAAAACAGCACGAUGAUGAAAUACUUGGUAGUUUUGUUCAGCAUUUUCAUGUUGACGCAGUCACAAAGGCCACCUUACGCUGGAAGUAGCAAACCUUAUCCCGCCGUCCUUCCACAGUACCUAGACGAACAACAAGCAGCAUUUGCUGCUAGUGCCUCUGUAGCAGGAACUACUGGAUCAGUUGUAAAUAGACUGGACGCGAGCAACAGCAAUCUACCGAUAUCGGGACCUGCAAUGACCACAACAUCAACAUCAACAAUUCCUCCAGAUUUACCAAUUGACGCAUUGGGAGAUAUUAAUUUGGUAAACAGAAUCAAAACGUGGCCGAGGGAUAAACAACCAUUCUGGUUCAUCAACUGGCAACAAAUUCAAGAACAUCGUGGUGAUACGCGAAACAAGGAUAUACCGACCGAAACACAAUCAUACGUCACAGGAUAAAAAUGAACAGUGUUUGGAUAUUAUGUCAUUUUCACAAUUUAAUUCGAGACGAGACACACUGCCGUAACACGUUUACUAGUCAAAUUAAAUAAUUUUUUCAUUCCUUAAUUUUUGUUUGAGAUAAUCACAACCUAUGGUAUAACUACUCUUAUCGACACAGGAUUUAAUAAUCUGAUAAGUUACGAUAAAUUACAGUAAGAAUGUAUUAAUUUCGAAUCGGUGCCGGUUUAAUGACUGUAGAAACAAAAGAAUGAUUAUUAUUUUAUGUAAGGCAUGUGAAGAACGUUUGAUUUUAUUCUUAAACGGCGCGUCUUUUACGAAGAAUAAAGAGAUAUUAAUUGAACGAGGUAAGUUCGAGUGUACUCGAAAAACUCUUUAAAUUUCCAAUCCACCUGCUGAGCAAGCCACCGAUCGCCAAUAAGAUAUCAGGACGAGCGGAGACGGGACAGAAAUCCAAGCGUCCGAUUGGAUCGCGCGAGUUGCGCACGAGUAGUUGACUAUACGCCGAUGACGUCACGGCAGUCCAUCCAAUGCAAGCGCUCGAAUAUCAGUAAUAACCCUACGUGCGUGCCGUACGCCGAAGCGUGCUUACUCGUAUUCGGGCGUGCAAACGCGAGAGAGAAGUGGUAUAAUAAACUCGGUCCGUGAAAGAUGUUACCCGACAGGGACAUGCCAGUUGAAAUUUCCGCUCGAUAGGGUUUUUUUUUGUCAAACGAUAAGAAGGGAACACGCAUCCUCUUUGCGAGCAAAUGCAUUCGAAGAGUUGGCGUGUUAAGAAAAAGGCAAGACUGUACG